Messenger RNA from Talaromyces marneffei, 1572 nucleotides. RefSeq lists its product as uncharacterized. The coding region runs from base 1 to 1572 and encodes 523 amino acids. Lineage: Eukaryota; Fungi; Ascomycota; Eurotiomycetes; Eurotiales; Trichocomaceae. The record is from RefSeq and is a predicted model, not a curated record. The transcript is spliced from 5 exons.
AUGGCUGACCCAACACCAAUAAACAUCGAAGACACCAAACGCCCCGCAAACCUCGAGGAUCCAGUGGACAACAAGCCAAAAGAAGGAUCAAUAAUUGCACCGGAUCAAUUCGAUACUAGUUAUGAGACGAGUAGAAAGGAGAUAUGGUCUUAUUAUGCGUAUUACAUUGGAAAUAAUGGAUUGACAUUAUUCAACUUCGCACCAACAGCCUUCCAAAACUUGCUCUACCAAGCCGCCGACUCCAACAGCCAGCUCUACUUUGCCGGCAAACUGCGCUCCAUCAACAGCAUCGUCCUGCUCUGCAACGGCAUCUCCUUCGCCAUCCAAAUCGUCGUGUUUUUGAUCAUUGGCAGCUUCGCCGAUUUCGGGACCUGGAGGCCUAAUAUUCUAAUCGGAUUAUCGCUUGUAGCAUGGGCCAUUGGAUUCGCGUGGCUCGGUGUGCACGACGCUACAAAAUGGGAGGCCGCUACGGGCUUAUAUAUUGUUGGAUUGAUUGCCUACCAAACCACGCUCACGUUCUGGACAGCUGCGUUCCCGGGUCUAGCACGCAACACAGCAGAAAUGAAACGCGCCGCCGACGAACUCGUGUCCGGCAGCAUAACGCGCGACGAAUACGAUUUCGCGGAUAGCAUGAAACGAAGCCAGCUUUCCAACAUUGCAUUCUACAUCCAAUCCGUCGGGGAGAUUUUCAUUCUGGCCAUUAUCGUGGGGAUUAUGUUUGGAUUGGACGUAAACGCCAGCACGGAGAACAAUAACUGGGGACUGAGUGUAUUGAUUGCGUUCGCGACGGGGGUGUGGCUGUUGUUGGCUAUUCCGUGGUUUGUGUUUGAGAAGAGGAGACCGGGCCAGGACCCUGCGCCGAGAAACAUUAUUAUGGCCGGGUUGUGGCAGUUGUAUCAUGCGGGCAGGCAGAUUUUGCAGUUGAGGCAGAGCUUGAUUUAUCUCAUUGGAUACUUCCUCCUCGGCGAUUCAUUGAAUACAACCGUCACCGUUAUCGGUACCCUUCAAAAUAGUAUCGUAGCCUACAACACCCUGCAACUAACCUACCUCUUGAUCGUCGGCAUCGCCGCACAGGCAAUCGGUAUCUACGUCUUCUGGUUCGUCCAACGCCACUUCCACCUCAGCACAAAGACGAUGUUCAACGUCAUCGCCAUCGGCAUUAUUCUGUUAGAUGGCUGGGGCAUGAUCGGCAUCUGGACCCAGCGUUUCGGCUUCCAUAACGAAUGGGAAGUAUGGCUCUACCAAGCCUACUAUGGGUUAUUUGUCUGCCCCUGGUACUCGUACAGCCAAAUCAUGAUCUCUGAGGUUACUCCCAGAGGAAAAGAGUUUUUGUUCUUCUCGUUGUUUAGUAUUAUCGGGAAGACGUCCAGCUUCAUAGGGCCGAUUGUGUCGAGUGCGAUUAUUGAUGCGACGCCCAGUGGGAAUGAGUCGACGCCGUUUUAUUUUUUGUUUGCGUUGAGUGUGGUUAGUUUUGGGGUGUUGGUGGUCUUUGUGGAUUUGAAGAAGAGUCGGAAGGAGCAGGAGGAGUUUUUGAUUUUGGAGGAGAGGAGGAGGGGUGCUCCCGUUGCUUAG